ACUCUUGAUUGGGAUUUUAUGCUUCUCUCAUGAUUUUCCAUCUUUACAUGCUUGUACCCCUCGCACCCCAUGCUGUUUGUCGUUCGAAUUCAACGAUGAGCCUCGCUUGGAUUGUGGUCUCUUGUAUCAAUUAGACUUCAGAAGUUUCAACAACUCUGCUGAUCAACUAUUAGAAUUAUUCCAUAUUGGUUUCCCAGGUGCUCCUCGGGGUUUCAACCUGUGGUUUUGCCUCUAUGCUUAAAGACCACACCACCAUCAUGAACCUAUACAAUGUCUUCAGCAGCUAGGCCUACAAUAUUAGGCCAGGGACGCCAGGCAUGGCGAUCCCUCUACGAGUGCAUCGACACUUUUACGUCGAGAGUGCCCGGGAAACGAAAUCCGAUAAAUAGCAUUGGGCCUCAUCAGACAGCGCCCUAUGUUUCGAUCGCAAGGCCGCGAUCGACGGGAUCUCCGUGGUCAUUCUUUCGAACACCAAAACCACCCGGCAAUCAUGUUCGACGGAGCUUUACGUCCAGUGGCCUGCUGCUUAUUGGGUUUGCAUCACCCACGUCAACCACCUCAGCAGUCACAGCAACGUGUUCGGCUGCUGCGGACUCAGCUAUUCUCGGAAGUGCGGUUCAGACGUCCAACAUUGGCAACUUAGCGAGGAAAGCGUGGAUUAGGGAUAUGCAUACUUCCUCUCGAAGUGGUCGAGGCAGAAUAAUAAGGGUUCAUCGGAGGACGAAAACCUCCAAAUCUAAUACUGACAAUGUUAGCCCGACUGCCGCCCACCAGAAGAAUAUGACUCCGUCAAACCCUCCUUCAAACCCUCCUCAAAGCUCAAAGCCUGACGCGGAGCCCAGCGUCAAGCCUGCCGAGGGAGAACCGGCAUCUUCGCCUGUGUCCAAAUACUUCCAUCUACCUGCGAUGCCUCAGCUACCGCAUCUACCACAUCGACCAACUAAAGAAGAGUUCCUGGCUGCCGCAACCGGGUUUUGGCAGCGCCUAAAAGUUCGGUUUAAGUGGUUUUCUAUCAGAAGCAUGAGGCCAUGGAAUAUAGAUGAGUGGGGCGCUUUUGUGUCAUGGUUUCUCUUCGGUCAUCUCGUCUGGGUUCUAGUCGGCACAACUACUUUCUUCUCGCUUGCCAUCCUCUUUAUCAAUACAGUUUUCGCACAAGAAACACUUGCGAAAUGGAUUGGCGAUUAUUUGACUGAGUCUGCUGGUGUUACGGUAGUCUUUGAGUCAGCAAUCGUUCCCAGAUGGAAAGAUGGCGUCAUUUCGUUCCGAAAUGUUUUCGUCUCCCGCAGACCAGGCCAAGUUAAAUCUACUGUUAGCAAGGGAUCUUCUUCGAACGCUGCGGCCGUAGCUGCUGCUGGAAGAGAGACCGACAAAGAGAGACCUGUCGUUGAGGUCGACGACGGCAACUAUACACAGUUUGACAUCACGCUAAAUACAGUAAACGUCACGCUCUCGUUCGUCAAGUGGUGGAAUGGUAGAGGUCUACUAAAGGAUGUUGAGAUCAAAGGCGUACGAGGAGUGGUGGAUCGGACAUCGGUUAGAUGGUCUGGCGAACGAGUCGACCCCUUAUCAUACCGUCAUGAGCACAAUCCCGGCGAUUUUGAGAUCGAUGCAUUCAAAUUAGAGGACCUUCUCGUCACUGUCCACCAACCAGGCGGCUUCCGACCUUUCCCAGUUAGCAUAUACUCCUGCGAACUCCCCCAGCUGAGGAAACAGUUUUUGUUCUACGACUUUCUGUCCGCCAACCACAUGUCUGGAUCGUAUGAUGGAUCACUAUUCACCAUACAUCCUCGACAGAUACAUGGAGUCCCUGCCGGCCGCGAACACGUCGCUUGCGAUCCGUUGGGGGAACCGGACGCCUGGAAGAAAUUUAGCCGUAUUCGAAUAGAUGGGCUUAAAAUAGAUCACCUCAACCGUGGCGUCGAAGGUCCCUUCGGUUGGAUUUACGAAGGCAAUGUUGAUAUCGUAUCCGACAUAAGGUUCCCGGCCGAUGACAAUGAUGGUAUCACAAAGGUGGUUUCAGACUUCUACGAUCGGCUUGAAGAAGCUGUCACAUCAAACCGAUACCUCCGUAUCCUAGACCAGCCCCGCAGUGACGAAGAAGUCAUAUUCAACGCGCCGAGCUAUUUCGGGUCCGAUGAAGUGCCGGAAGAGACUGCCGCUGAUGCACCUCCUGCAGAUGAAGAUACAGAUACCGAAACUGACGACGGCUUCGUCAUAGUCCCAUCAUCUUCGAAGUCGAACGGAGAACGACAGCGCUACCUAGUCAUGGACCUGCGAAUCCACCUUAACGAUGUCAAAGCCACUGUCCCCGUCUUUACUUCCAACCUAUCUUACGUGAACCAGGCUCUCGUACGACCUAUCGUUGCCUACAUCAACGCCAAGCGCACCUACAUUCCUAUUAACUGCCGCAUUGUCAAGCGUGCUUCCGACUUCGACGGCUCUUGGACUAUCUACGAUUGCGGGCUCAUGGACGAUGCCUCAGCUGAAGUAUACGCCGCAUUCGCCCACGACGUGGAAGACCAACAGAGUCGCGUUCGCCGCCUGAAGAAGGUCGGUUUUUGGACCUUGAGCUUGGCUGUGCAUGCGCUCUUCAUGGGUAUGGCGGGGAAUGUCAUUUAAAAUCGCCUCUCUGGCCUUACUCCUACUUACUCCCUACACUUUCUCUAACCUCCCCUUUCCCCACCCCUCUAUUGUAAAUAAAACAAAAUGAUUAGGCACGCAUGGGUGGAUUUACGAGGAACAGGGAAAAUGGCUUACGCGAACGCCGGUUGACGAUUUAUUAUCCGGGAUAGGUUGGGUAUAUACAUACAGAUAUUACGUACGGAGUUUUGGGGUCUCAGGUUGGGGUUUGUCCUUUUUUUUUCGAGCCGGAAAUACCCCCCUUAGGCAGCACAAUACAAUACAAUACAAUAGAAAUAUACAAGAAAUACAUAAACAUUAGCGUCGGUCUACUUGCCUUGAGCUUACCAAA
Messenger RNA from Annulohypoxylon truncatum, 2971 nucleotides. RefSeq names its product mitochondrial distribution and morphology proteins-domain-containing protein. Lineage: Eukaryota; Fungi; Ascomycota; Sordariomycetes; Xylariales; Hypoxylaceae. Gene Ontology annotation, biological process: mitochondrion inheritance. The record is from RefSeq and is a predicted model, not a curated record. The transcript has 2 exons. Gene Ontology annotation, cellular component: mitochondrial inner membrane. Bases 271 to 2619 code for a protein of 782 amino acids.